AUGUCCUGGAACGCGUACACUGACAAUAUCGUUGCCUCUACUCUCUUUGACAAGGCUGCCAUCUACUCCGCAGAUGGCGCUGGUGUCUGGGCCAAUACUGGCAACUUGACUUUGCAACCAGGAGAAAUACAGGCUAUUGUUUCUGGCUUUGCAGAUCCUUCCCAACUUCAAAUGAACGGUUUCCAUGUCGAAGGUGUUAAACAAUUCUGCAUCAAAGCUGAUGAGAGAUCAAUCUACGGAAAGCACGACUUGGAAGGUGUUAUGUGUGUUAAAACCAAACAAGCUAUUAUUAUUGCCCAUUAUCCAACUGGUGUUGUUGCUGGUAAUGCAGCCAAUGUUAUCGAGAAGAUGGGAGACUACUUGAUAAGCGUUGGUUACUAG
This is a messenger RNA of Pichia kudriavzevii, 381 nucleotides long. RefSeq lists its product as uncharacterized. Gene Ontology annotation, molecular function: actin monomer binding. Lineage: Eukaryota; Fungi; Ascomycota; Pichiomycetes; Pichiales; Pichiaceae. The coding region runs from base 1 to 381 and encodes 126 amino acids. The transcript is spliced from 2 exons. Gene Ontology annotation, cellular component: cell cortex. The record is from RefSeq and is a predicted model, not a curated record.